This is a messenger RNA of Onthophagus taurus, 1389 nucleotides long. The record is from RefSeq and is a predicted model, not a curated record. NCBI's taxonomy places the organism in Eukaryota, Metazoa, Arthropoda, Insecta, Coleoptera, Scarabaeidae.
AUGGGUGGUAAUGAAAAAACAGAACGGGUUGCAAUUAUUGAUGAGCCUGGUAUUAAUAUAAAUUAUAAUAUUGAUAGAGGUUGUCCACAGGGGUCAAGAUCUGGCCCAGGUUAUUGGAAUAUUAUGUACGAUUCAAUUUUUGAUAUUAAAUUUCCGGUAGGUUGUGAAGUUGUGUCUUUUGCUGAUGAUACAACUCUUUUGGUAAAAAGUAAACAAUAUAAAAAUAUUUCAAAAUUAGCGAAUAUCGCGGGUAAAGAAAUUUCUAAUAAGAUUGGUGCAGCAGCUAAAAUUUCUUGGGGGUUAAAUGGCAAAGCAGCAUCAGUUAUUUAUAAAGGUGCUGUUGAGCUAUGUAUGUUUUAUGCUGCGUCAAUUUGGGAAAACAAAAUUAAAGAUGUUAAAAGUAGGAACAAAUUAAUUAGUGUCCAGAGAGUGUUAGACUUGAAAGCAGCUAGGGCAUUUAGCACAGUAUCGAAUGAUGCUUUUGGUGUAUCAGGGCUUUUACCAGCAGAUGUGAGAUUCAAAGAAAUUGCACUUUGGCAAAAUUUGUAUAUUUUAAAUGAUCAGGAUCUACGGUUAUUUACUGGAGUAGAUAUUAACCAUGAUAAGAUAGAGAAGGAAGCUAAAUUCUUAACGGAUAUUCAUCCUGCGAAGCGAGAUAUUAUGGAUUUUAAGUCAAGGAAAAUUGUUUUGAAUAAAGGAAUCCAAUUAUUUACGGAUGGUGCUAAGAUUGGUGCUGCGUUUGCUGUUUUUUGUGAUGGUGUUGAAGUUUAUUUUGAAAAAAUUAAAUUAGGUGCGUUAUGUGAUAAUUAUCAUGCGGAAUUAUUGGCAGUGAAUAGUGCAAUUAAAUAUGUUAUUAAAGAAAAGAUAGAUAAGUGUGAAUUAUAUAGUGAUAGUAUUUCAGUUUUAAAAGGCCUAAAGAACAUGAAGAAACCAUCUAUUUUGCAUGAUUUCUUUUGGAUUAAGGGUCACUCUGGAAUCAAGGGUAAUGAAAGAGCGGAUCAGUUAGCUAAAGAAGCUUCGAUCUGCGAAGAUUUACAAAUUGAUUUAAAUGUGAUUUCUAAGAGAUCAGUGAAAAAUAGGAUUAGGAAAUUUAUGUUGAAAAAAUGGCAAGAUAGAUGGGAUAACUUAAUGACUGGGAGGUUGACUUAUCAGUUUAUACCUAGAGUUGGUAGGGUAGAUAGAUUUUUAAAACCCGAAACUGUAGAAUUAAUUACUGGUCAUGGCAAUUUUGAGGAGUAUUUAAAUAGAAUUGGAAAAUUUGAAUCUCCUUUGUGUUUGUGCGGUGUUGAAAGUGGAACUUCGAUGCAUGUUUUAUUUAGAUGCAAAAAUAAAUUUGAAGAGAGAUGUAGAUUACAGAAUAGAAUGUUGAUUAAAGGUAUGAGUAUUUAA